This is a messenger RNA of Capronia epimyces CBS 606.96, 2550 nucleotides long. RefSeq lists its product as uncharacterized. Bases 1 to 2550 code for a protein of 849 amino acids. Lineage: Eukaryota; Fungi; Ascomycota; Eurotiomycetes; Chaetothyriales; Herpotrichiellaceae. The record is from RefSeq and is a predicted model, not a curated record. Gene Ontology annotation, biological process: transmembrane transport. The transcript has 2 exons. Gene Ontology annotation, molecular function: transmembrane transporter activity.
AUGGCUCCGCAGCCUUCCGCGCAAUGCGGCGACUUGACCGGCACGCCAAAUGCGUCCGCCACGCAAGAAGACGCCCGGCGUUCUUCUCGAAGAACGUCUCCUACGCCGUUGGCCUCAUCCAGUCCCUCCAUCGACGAGAAGCCUACGCCUCGCUUCGACAAAUGGAGUCUGGGAAUACUCAACGACAGAGAGACUGAAGAAGUCCCCGGUACUGUUCUGCUUCUCUCUGCAAAGCGCAAUGAGCCUCUGGGUGUCGAACCCCAGCCUACCCCGAAGGCCGAGUCCUCGAUGCCUCCGCAGCCCUUGACACCCAGGCGGACCUCAUUCUCGCUGCCCUCCACUCCUAGGCGCAACUCAUUUUCCUCUACGAAAAGAACAAAAGAUGGUCAAUUAAUAUUGGAGCCACAGCCGAGCGAUUCCAUGAAUGACCCCCUCAACUGGCCGGCUUGGAGAAGGGACGUUGCCCUGCUGUCUUUGGGCUUCUACUGCAUGCUCGGUGGAGGAAUGACUCCAAUCCUUGCUGCGGGUUUCAAUAAUGUCGCGGAGACCUUUGACGUAACAUACUCGAUGGUGGCCCUGACCACAGGUUUGUACAUGAUGGGCCUCGGAGUUGGUAGUGUCAUUUUCUCUCCCACCGCCAUUUUGUAUGGUAAACGGCCCGUCUACUUGCUGUCCGCAGUCAUGUUCAUCCUUACCUCUGUUUGGUGUGCUAAGGCCCCCAAUUACACCCACUUGGCCACCGCCAGAGUGUUCCAGGGUAUCUCGGUGAGCCCAGUCGAGUGUUUACCGUCGGCGACCAUUGCGGAAAUCUUUUUCCUGCACGAGAGGGCAUUUCGGCUAGGCAUCUACACCCUGCUUCUGCUAGGCGGAAAAAACUUGAUUCCUCUGGUGAGCGCAGCAAUUAUACAGGCGAAAGGAUGGAGAUGGGUCUUUUGGGUCGUGACCAUUGUUGUAGGUUUUGGUUUAUGCCUUUUGUUCUUUUUCGUGCCAGAGACAUUUUGGGACCGAACUCCAAGACCUAAAUCCAGGACGUCGGCCGCUCGACGAAGCUUGACAAGUCUGAUUCAUCAUCCUUUCCAUCCCAACAAAUCAAGUGUGCCACAAACUCCCGCAGAAGCAGAUCAGGCAGCGAUAACAGCGGCUUUUGAAAAAGUGAUGACACCUCGCCGGCAGAUGCUGCAUGAGCGCAAUACACAUGCUAGAUUUGAAGAUGCCAUGUUUGACAAGGCGGAUGGAGACAAGCCUGAAGAGGUCUCAUCUCCAGUGGCCUCCAGCGACUCUAGAAGAGACGUCAUUCGCCCAGGAGCUGUGCACCAGACGGACGGAACGAACGAUGCCGUAGAUGACCGCGCCCCAACGAAGAGGGAUAUCCCGUCCACAGUCGGGUCAACCACAGCAGCGGCUCCUCGCAGAAAACGACCGACCGGACUGAACCUGCCACCUCCGCCCGAUUUGGGCGCUCCAUCUGCACCGGGAAUUGGCUCGGAUGAGAAAAGCUUGGGGCCAGGAGCCAACCAGGCCGAAACUGCGCAGCCGGUGCCUCAUCUCCAUAAUCUCAAUUCCCCGUACUAUGUGGAGAUCGAAAAAAAGGACGAUUAUCUCGGGCAUCAUGCCGUUCCUAUGCCUCAAGUGCAUGGACGCCAGGAAGGCCGUCCAGGAUUGCUCCGUCAAGAGACUGCCACAUCAAUACCCGGCUCCGAUCAUAACGGGGCCGACUUGGAGGAGGCCAGAAGUACAGAGGAGACUGACUCGGGUUCUCACUUCAUACGUUACACCGCCCGAUUGAGCGAUUCUCCCCCUAAAACGUAUCUUGCGACUCUCCGGCCGUGGAACGGAAGGUUGUCAGCCUCGAAUUGGUUCCGGGUCGCUCUUCGACCCUUCAUCUUGUUUGUCUACCCAAGUGUUCUUUGGUCUACCCUGGUCUAUUCCCUAUCAGUUGGGUGGCUCAUCGUCCUCUCGGAAGCUAUAUCAACCAUCUAUCGAACUCGCGAUAGUUACAACUUCUCGGCCCUGGGGGCUGGACUGGUGUACAUAUCGCCGUUUGUCGGCGGAAUUCUGGGCACGGCGAUUGCUGGAAAGGUGUCUGAUAUCAUUGUGCGAUAUAUGGCACGGCUUAAUGGCGGGGUCUACGAGCCUGAGUUUCGACUGGUGAUGGGCAUCCCCGUGGCACUCACCACGGUCAUUGGGUUGAUGGGCUUUGGUUGGUCUGCACAAGAGCGGGACAACUGGAUCGUGCCCACCAUCUUCUUUGGGAUCAUCUCCUUUGGGUGCAGCCUCGGCAGCACCACCGCCAUCACUUUCUGUGUUGACAGCUACAGACAGUACGCAGGCGAGGCACUAGUGACGUUGAACUUCAGCAAGAACAUCUUCCACGGCCUGGUGUUCAGUCUCUUCUUUGCCAAUUGGUUGCAGAGCGACGGGCCCAAGACGACCUUUCUGGCCAUUGGUGGUAUCCAGAUGGCUUGUCUGCUGACGACGAUCCCCAUGUACAUUUACGGCAAAAGGGCCAGGAUGUGGACCGUUCGUCAAGGUUUCAUGGAGAACUUUUGA